This is a messenger RNA of Euleptes europaea (tarantolino), 2123 nucleotides long. It is a transcript of the gene PARP2, whose product is annotated as poly(ADP-ribose) polymerase 2. NCBI's taxonomy places the organism in Eukaryota, Metazoa, Chordata, Lepidosauria, Squamata, Sphaerodactylidae. The record is from RefSeq and is a predicted model, not a curated record. Gene Ontology annotation, molecular function: NAD+ poly-ADP-ribosyltransferase activity. The transcript is spliced from 18 exons. The coding region runs from base 4 to 2121 and encodes 705 amino acids.
GAGAUGGGACGGAAACGGAAGGCCUACGAAGCCCAAGACGAGGAACCCAGCCCUGCAGGGGCUGAGUUGGAGCUAUGCUGGGAGCGGGAGACCUCCGACAGCGGGUGGCAGCGGUUCCUCGCGGAGCAGGGUGAGGCCCUAAGCCAGGCAGCCAGGGCGGGAAAGCUUUCCGUGGACCUCGGCGAGGCCUCCGUCGACCUGCGUGGGAUGGUGCUGUGGGAUAAACAGACCGGGCAGGAAGUGCGCGUGGCAGCAGCGGUUCGGGAGCGGGACGCUUAUUUUGUAUGGCGGUGGCGAGGGGACCAAGAAGGCGAUUGGCUGCCGUACCCGGCCGACACCUGCCUGGCCUUGCAGGCCGCGAAGAACGGCCACGGAGAGCCCACGGUGGAAGUGAUGGUUGGCCGGACCUGCUACAAGCUGGACACUGCCCGCAUGGUGCAGAUCAACACCCGUACUGGAUUUGAACGCGAGAUGGAAUGCUGUCGAUCUGACGCAGCAGAGCAUAAGGAGGGAGGAGCUCAAGCCAGCAACAGCUUCUCUGAUACCGGAGGUCCCACUGCAACAAAGAAGGCCCGGAACGGAGCGAAUACAGCGACCUCUCAGGGAGAGGGGGAUGCCAAGGGAGAGGCUGUGAAGACACUCGUCGUGAAGGGGAAAGCGCCCGUGGACCCAGAAUGCACUGCAAAGCUUGGCACAGCUCAUGUUUAUUGUGAGGGAGAUGACAUUUACGAUGUGAUGUUGAAUCAGACAAAUCUUCAGUUUAACAACAACAAGUACUACCUCAUCCAGUUGCUGGAGGAUGAUGGGGCGCGAAGCUACAGCGUCUGGACGCGCUGGGGGCGUGUGGGUAAACAAGGUCAGCACUCCCUUGUGAGUUGCGCUGGAGACUUGACUAAAGCCAAAGCCAUUUUCGCCAAGAAAUUCUUAGAUAAAACCAAGAAUGAGUGGGCCAAGCGAGGUAACUUUCAGAAGGUUCCAGGCAAAUAUGACCUUCUCCACAUGGACUACAAAGCCAGUGAUGCAGAUAAAGAGGAAGAGUCUUCACAGAAAUCAAUCUCAUGCCCCAAGCCGGUGUCGCAACUGGAUCCGCGGGUGCAGGCCUUGGUUGAACUGAUCUGCAGCAUCCGCACCAUGGAAGAGAUGGUUGUGGAGAUGAAGUAUGACACCAAGAAGGCCCCUCUAGGAAAACUGACGGCCGAACAGAUCCGGGCCGGUUAUCAGUCGUUGCAAAAGGUGGAGGCGUGUCUGAAGCGGAAGCAGACUGGCCGGGCCCUGGUGGAGGCCUGCAACGAAUUCUACACUCGGAUUCCACACGAUUUUGGACUGAAGACUCCCCCAUUGAUCAAGUCAGAAAAGGAGUUACAAGAGAAAGCGCAGCUAUUGGAAGCCCUCGGCGAGAUCCGUAUCGCCAUCAAGCUGGUGCGGUCAGAGCAACUGGAUCUUGAACACCCCCUGGACCGGAACUACCGCGGUCUGAGCUGCCAACUCCAGCCCUUAGAGCGGGACAACCCAGACUUCCAGGUAUUAGAGCGCUACCUGCUUUCCACCCACGCCCCGACCCACAAGGAUUACACAAUGACCCUCCUGGAGGCUUUCGUGCUGAACAAGGAAGGUUUUGCCUUCCGCUCUGACCUGCCCAACAGGAUGUUGCUGUGGCACGGAUCCCGCCUGGGGAACUGGGCCGGGAUUUUGAGCCAGGGGUUACGCGUGGCGCCGCCGGAAGCUCCCGUCACGGGCUACAUGUUUGGGAAAGGGAUCUAUUUUGCUGACACGUCCUCCAAGAGUGCCAACUACUGCUUCGCCACCCGCGAGAGGGACGUCGGCCUGCUCCUGCUUUCGGAGGUGGCUCUGGGCGAGUGCAACGAGCUGCUGGAGGCAGACCCCGAAGCGAUGAACUUGCCGCCCCACAAACACAGCACCAAAGGGCUUGGCAAGCUGGCCCCCGCCAACAGCACCACUCUGCACGGGGCUGCCGUCCCUCUGGGCCCAGUCGGGGAAACGGGUGUGGUAAACCCCCACGGCUACACCCUGAACUACAACGAAUUCAUCGUCUACGACCCGCGGCAGGUGCGGAUGAGGUAUCUCCUCAAGGUGCGCUUCAAUUUCACUCAGCUGUGGUGAGA